Messenger RNA from Fopius arisanus, 1012 nucleotides. RefSeq lists its product as uncharacterized. The transcript has 5 exons. The record is from RefSeq and is a predicted model, not a curated record. Bases 166 to 822 code for a protein of 218 amino acids. NCBI's taxonomy places the organism in Eukaryota, Metazoa, Arthropoda, Insecta, Hymenoptera, Braconidae.
AGUUUAACGAGAGGAAUUAAUACAAUUCUUUUAUCAAGAUUGAAGAUCAGCAGUAGAGUUGUCGUUGUGCAGUCGAGCGUGGAAGGAGGACUGUUUCUAUUUCGCUUGGAAAAUUCUUUGAAUUUUUGUUCUCCCUUGAUUCAAAUAUUUUCGAGGAACAAAACUAUGAGGCUAAUAUUGAUACCAGUAUUUUUAUUACUAUUCGUGGGGGAAAAUCACAUGGCCGAGAGCAAUGUCAUCGUCAAAGAGGUACAGUCUGGGCAUUUGGCUGAAUUACCCUGUCUGAGCAGUGAUGACCAUCAUCGCUUCAUGUUCUGGGAGCUGAUUGGUGACAACAAAAUUAUCGGACCUGGAAAUCCACUGGAUGUCGAAAAAUAUAACUAUGAAGUUCUAACGGGAAAACUUCUUAUCAGGGGUGUAUCUACCACAGAGUCUGGUCUUUACAAAUGCGUUUCCAGAGGAUUGAAUGAUCAUUCAGCGAUAAAUAUUGAGACUGUUGAGCUCGUGGUGACAAAAGACUGGGAGGAUGUAUGGGAGAAUGACUAUGAGACAAAUUUGCUUCGCGGAAUGGCUGCUGUUAUGGUAAUUGUCGUGGGAGUCGCAGUGGUGCUAUUGAUCAUUACUAUGAAGAGAAAACGCAAUGCCAGGUUCUUCGAUUUGGAAGAGUCACGGGAGGGUUCACCAGCCCGAUACAGAGAGAAUCAGCCCCAGGCAUCAGCUGGCCCCUCACGAAUGGAAUCUGGAGGUAUAGACAACGCAGGAUUAGACGUGGACUUCCCAAAGGUGUUUAAGCAACUGCAGAAAGAGGACACGUUGCCUUGACCGAUAAUUUCAUUCAGAUCUCACAAUAAUCAUUGUUAAAUCUCUAGCGAAAAUAAUUCAACGAGAUAGACUCAAGAAAUAUUCUCCAAUCAUGAAUGUUCAAUUCAGAGAAUUAUCUAAAAAUUUCAAAUCUCAGGAAAAUCCCCAAUAACCCAUUUUUCCCACAACUCGAAAUUUCCUCCAUUAAAAA